This is a messenger RNA of Antechinus flavipes (yellow-footed antechinus), 5455 nucleotides long. RefSeq names its product family with sequence similarity 222 member B (gene FAM222B). Lineage: Eukaryota; Metazoa; Chordata; Mammalia; Dasyuromorphia; Dasyuridae. The coding region runs from base 146 to 1828 and encodes 560 amino acids. The transcript has 3 exons. The record is from RefSeq and is a predicted model, not a curated record.
CGACGGCGGCGGCGGCGGCGGCUGUGGAGGUGACGGCGGGGCCGGGGCAGGGAGCUUUGGCGGCGGGGACGGAGCAGCCAUGAGGGCCGGGCCCAGUCACCGACAUGUGAGUGACUGCCCCAUGUUAUGUUGAUGCUGGUCUGCCAUGCUAGCCUGUCUGCCUGGGCCAAGUGACCUGUCCUUUCAGCUUCUCUCUUACACGCAGAUGAACACUGGACUUCAGAAAUGGGACACUACACAGAAAAUGAGAACUGCUCACUACCCCACCCCAGCCGAAUUGGAUGCGUAUGCUAAGAAGGUCGCCAACAACCCACUGACUAUAAAAAUCUUCCCCAACAGCGUCAAGGUUCCCCAGCGGAAACACAUUCGCCGUACUGUGAACGGACUUGACACAUCGACCCAGCGCUACAGCCCUUACCCAGCCCAGGCCACUGCCAAGGCCGGCCUCCUCGCUAUCGUCAAAGUGCCGGCCAAAAGCAUCGUCAAGGACUUUGACGGCUCCCGUGCCCGGCUGCUCCCGGAGGCCGUCAUGAACCCCCCGUCGGCCCCGUACGCUGCACCUAGCACUUUAACCCACCCCCAGGCCCAGGCCCUGGCCCGCCAGCAGGCCCUACAGCACGCACAGACGCUGGCCCACGCCCCGCCCCAGACGCUGCCACACCCUCAGGGUAUCCCACAGUCCCAGGCACUGUCCCAUUCCCAGAGCCUCCAGCAGGGCUUGGGCCACCCUCAGCCUCUGGCCCAGCCCCAGGGUUUGGCCCACCCCUCGACCAUGGCUCACCAGGGCCUGCAACACCCCCCCAACCCCUUGCUGCAGCCAGGUUUGCAUGGGGGCCGGAAGAUGCCAGACGCAGACGCCCCACCGAAUGUGACCGUGUCUACCUCAACCAUUCCCCUCUCCAUGGCGGCCACUCUGCAGCAGACCCAGCCCCCGGACCUGAGCAGCAUCGUCCACCAGAUCAACCAGUUCUGCCAGACGCGGGCAGGCAUCGGCACUACCUCAGUGUGCGAGGGGCAGAUCGCCAACCCCAGCCCCAUCAGCCGCAGCCUGCUCAUAAAUGCGAGCACUCGCGUGUCGACCCACAGCGUCCCCACCCCGAUGCCUUCCUGUGUGGUCAACCCCGUGGAGCACACUGUUGCCACAGCAAUGCCCACCACCGGUGCUGUUAACCUGCCGAUGGUGGGGAUCAAUCGGGCAACAGUCAGCUACUCCAGCGACCUCAAGCCAGUGGCCUGGAACCAGCACCAGUUGGCCCACUUGCAGCAGAUGUGCAGUGAGGCUGGUGGCAGUUCUGCCGGCGGUCUGGCGAGCAAGCUUCCUUCCGGGCGCGAAAUGGCAGGGCCAGGUUUCACGAGCAAGGCGCCUGCUUACCCGCAAGAACUUUGCAUGGGCCAGCCCUUCCACCUGAAACCGCCCCUGGAGAAGCCAACCCCGUCCCCACCCGUCAAUGGCCCGGCGGCCCCACUGGCCUACCCCAACGGGCAUUAUUUCCAACCCCUGUGGAACAACAUUCUGCCUACUCCCAACAGCGACAGCUCCGGGUCCCAGGACCUCGCCAUGCCCUUCCACGGCGGGCAGCCUGCAGGUGCAACCCUCGACUGUGCCGCUGCCGGGGCCCACUAUCGUGCAGGGGCUGGGGCCGGCACGGUGCCUGGCCAGAAUAACUUGAUGCAAACAGUAGAUUACCUAAGUGGGGACUUCCAGCAGGCCUGCUUCCGUGAGCAGAGCCUGGCUAUGCUGAGCAAGGCCCACCGCCCCCCGGGCAGUCGGGCCCCGGAACCUACAGAUAGUCGAAAUCUUCAUAUUCAACAUCCUGGCUAUAGAUAGGUGCCAUUGUUCUUGAGACACAAAAUACACCACAGACACAUACACACACACAGACACACACACACAGAGACACACACAAGUUUAGUCUUAAUUUUGAAUGAAUUGUUUUUUAACUUUCAUAAACUCCUUUGUGAUCUUUCUAAUUCACUAUUGUUGGGAGAACUACUCUAUUCUGAUGGCGGGGACACCAUUGUCCUUCACCUUUUGCCCGCUCCCCACACUGUCAGCUUUUUAGUUCAAGAAAUCUCAAAACAGAGUUUUUCUUGGUUUCCUCCAUGCGCCUUAUGUCCUCUCUUCCCUCUGGGUCCCACACUUUUAGUCAUUUUGACCCUCAUUCUUCACCUCUGCCCUCCCCCAAUACCAAACCUAACCCUGAAUUUCUAAGACAGUUGUGCCCACAAACAGCCACAGGGCUACGAGUGGCCCUCCACACUUAGAAUUUCUGAACUUGGCUUCUUUCUGCUUCCUUUUUCCCCUUGAAAUAAACUAGAUUACUUAGAUUUUCUUAGACCCCACUUAUCGGUAGUUCUCAGCGUAGACCUCUUGGAAAAUCCAUAACAUCCCAUUCCAGCUCUUGACUCUGGUUUGAUAUCCGGUCUGUUCCUGGGCCUGUGGUGGGCUUAUCAUCACACAUGCUGCCUGGGAAGGACCAUAAAUCUCAGCCCUUCCAAAAUCUGGUCUUAUAUUUUGUGUUUGAUGCUUUGUUCCUGUUCCUUCUCAAAAGCAGUGGGUGCAGAACACACCUGGUAGGGGGAUCUGUUUGUCCCUCCCCAGUCCGCUCACCCGAUUUCACACAUACCUCUCUCUGUGGGAUAAAGGAGGAGGAUCACACUGGAGUUUGGAGUUAAAAACCUCCCCCAACCCAAUUUUUAAAAAAGUACAAAUGCAUUUGGUUCUUUCUCUGUCCACUGGCUAAGACUACUGCUCUACACUGUAAGUUUUAAUGUAAUAUUUUGUAUGAAUGUAGUGUGGAAGUUUGAGUAGCGAUGUGUGUGAAUGGCCCCGAGGGCACAUCCACCUACUAGCCACCUCGUGUGUCAGCCCCUCAGCUUAAGAAGGAAAAGAAAAAAAUAAACACAAAGCCUUAAGCUCUGAACUCUUUCUUUACCAAACAGGAGCAUGGUUUUAGUAUCUGGAGACCUACUGAUUUUGGAAUCGACCUUCCCCUGCCCAUCUCCUUCAGAACGAACAUGAACACCCAUACACACAUACACAUACUCGCACACACACAUACACACACGUACACACAAAGACACUCACCUUUUGCGAUCAAGUAGCUUCUAGUUGUUUAAAAGACUUUUACAAAUGGUUUUCAAUCAUGAAAACGUAGACAUUUCUUUGUAAGGAUUUCCUCAAUUCUCCCUCCCAGCCCCAGCCCCACUCUCCUUUGAGUUGUAGUCACAUAGUUGGUCUAUAAUUGUUUUUCUUUUCCCUCCAUUUCUUGUUGAGUUGCUGAGUUUAGCCAUGUACCACACAGACCCUCUUCUGUGUCCCGCCCUCCCCUGCUUCCCCUACUCCUGCAUCUCGGGGUCAACAUGAGCUGAUGACGUCCUUAUUUAAGAUUUGAGGGUUUGGGUCUGCUACCCACUGUUGUUUAGCAAGAAACUCCUUUAGUGAGCGGAAGCAAUGUGACUGAAGACUGGUUUUUUAAAUUAUGUGUUGGCGAGUUGCCUUAUAUUUAAGAAAAGAAAAAAAGAAAAAAAAUGCCUGAUUGUGUUAUGCCAAAUGAUGAUAGCAACAUGAAGUCCUAAUUUAUUGUUUCUGAUUGUUCUCCUGCAGUCUGUGUGAAAACUGGUAGAGGCCCACCCCCUCGGGGCCCACAGAAGCACUGGAGGCUUGUCUUUUGCCAUCUCUUCCCAGACGUCUCUCCCAUGUUCCUUUCUCUUCAUCCUCUGCCUUCCCUUUUCUCUCCCACUGCCCCUCUCCUCCAAACUAUUCUCUGUCAAAGCCAGGUUUCAGCGUCUCCUCCCUCCCCCCAUCUCCCCUAGGCAAGCAAGCUCUUUCUAGAAGUUAAGCAAGAAACUUUGUCAGUUCUCCCUUCAUCCCCUCCCUGCCAGAACAACAGUGGCUCUCUCCAGGCUCAGACCCAUUUCAAGAAAUCAGACUGGAGCUGAUCUCGCGGGCAUUAAAGCCAAACCAUCCAAUUCAAGUCCCUUUCCUGGUGCAGGGAUGCAGGAGGCUGAAUCCCUUGGCUCCUUCAGUGUCUAUGGAUCAUGUACUGUGAACCCCCUGGCCCCCUCCUCCAGCCCCUUUUUGGGGGAUUGUUGAGAGAGCAAGCAAGUCUCUUCCCCCACCCCCACCCCCCACCAGCAAUAAGGGUCCAACAUGAGGCUGCCUCACACCCCACCCCUGCCCUGGCCCAGGGAGAAAUGGGUUCCCUCCACCCCCCGCCCCAUGUUCAUAAACUGUAGCAUUGUCUGCCUCCCUCAUCCUGACCCCUUCAUUUGGGGCUUCUUGAUGGGUGUGGGGGGUGACAUCAUGACUAGUAAAAAUCUAGCCUUCUGGCCUUGUCCUAUUUAAUUUAAUGCUGUGAAUGUCUGAGGUGGAUUUUAUUUUCCGGUUAGAACACAGUUUCCAAUGUCAGAUUUGUAGCCAAUUCAGGAAAAGGGGUUCCUCUGGAGAUGUUCCCAGCCACCUCUUUUGUUUUUCGGAGGGAGGUCCUCGAAUUGUAGUCCUGUUCUUUUGGCUCUUCCACACAGACGCCCUUUUGCUCCACAACUACUGACAGCUCCAGCAGAUAGAGGAGCCCCCUAUCUCCCGCCCCGUCGCUGGGCUUCAUCGAGGGGAACGUAGGUGACUGAGUGGAGCCCUAGCUCUUCAUUCCAGCGCCUGUUCUGCUCUAGCAAACCCUGCUUGGUUUGGAAUUCUUCAGAACAGGUGACUUUGUUGUGCUCACCGCUGGGCAGGCCUCCCAGAGGCCCUGGGUGAGGGCCAGGCCUCUUGGGUGGACCCUGUGACAGCUGCUGUAAUCUCAUGAAAACAAACCCCUUCUGGUUAUAUGAAGCUGCUUCUCACGUGCUACGGGUAUAAACUAGAAAACCUUUUUUUUUUUUUUUCCUUUUAUUUUGUCUGCAGGAAAAUUUUAAGAAAAAAAAAUAAAAAAAAGAGCAAAGCCAAAAAUGUUGUUUUAACUCCCCUUUUCUGCUCUGUCUGCAGUGUAUGCUGGGCCUGGGCUGGGCAUCUGAGGAGGAGCUGCUAAGGGAAGGGCCCGGUACCUCAUCAGUGAUAAUCUGUACCAAGAGGCACAAGUCCCAUUCCAAUGCCAUCUCCCCGGGUCCUUGAGAUAUUCCUUUUUGCGUUAAAUAUGCAGGAUUUAAAAGUGCUUCCAGAUCCUUGAACUCAGUUGUGAUCCUUGUGUUACCUGACGGGCCUUUUGGGUAGGAACUUUUUUCUACCCGUUGGACUGCUGUGGAAAUCGAAACCUAUUAAUGCCUAUUAAAUAGACUCGUGAUUUCAGGGCCACGUAGUGAGGACUCGGGACUUCUUAUGGGUCUCCUUACUCUGCCGCCCAGGGCUCAGAGGGAGGAGGUAAAUGGGAUGUAUGCUCAAGUCCUACUCACCACUCACUAGUGAUUCCAAUUGAUUCUGACCCUGUUUCUUCUAUAAAAUAAAAUUCUAUGAAAAACA